Halichondria panicea is the source of this 3898-nucleotide messenger RNA. Its product is annotated as protein unc-13 homolog D-like. The transcript is spliced from 26 exons. Gene Ontology annotation, cellular component: secretory vesicle. The record is from RefSeq and is a predicted model, not a curated record. NCBI's taxonomy places the organism in Eukaryota, Metazoa, Porifera, Demospongiae, Suberitida, Halichondriidae. The coding region runs from base 122 to 3607 and encodes 1161 amino acids.
GAUCUACUGAAUCUCUAGAUCUUUAAUUUUGUCUCUGGUCAAAAGAUAGCUCAGUCAUUUGUGUAGAUUGUAGUCUAUGAUAGUAGCUAGCAGUAGACUAGGUAUCAGCUAGUUGAUAUAAAUGGCUGCUAGAUCACUGCCAGUACCUAAGAAGGUCUAUGAGAUCAAGGACUUGCCUCUAAACCCCAAAGCAAGUAGUUGCCUAAUUCGUGGCUCUGAUGAACCGGACACGCCCCUCCUACUGAGAGACAGACAGACAUCUACCAUUAUAGAAACGAUCAUAAAGGAGCAGAAACAGAAGCAUGGUGUGUCAAGGUCCCCUCAACCUUUUGGCAAUGAUGACUCGGACAGUGACGAUGCUGCGUAUACCAAUUCCUUUACUAAGGACAUCUCUUUCUACGAGGGGCCAGAGGAAGCAGCUAAGAUCAAGCAGACACUAACCAUCGCCUUGGCAACUGUUGUCAACUUGAGGGAGGUACCAAAUGACGACACUAACAAACAGCUAGCGGAGUAUGUGUUCAAGGUGUUUGAUACAGAUGAGGCCACAAUGAGGCAAGAGUGGAAGAAAGCGUCUGCUCAAGAGAAACCAGAAUCGAAGCUUGUAUGUACUGUGAGGAGUGGAUCGGGACUAGUAGCCAAAGAUGCCAACCGCAAGAGUGACCCGUAUGUUCGUAUUGGGAUCAUUGAUGCCACUUGUCAGGGGGAGGAUAUUGUGAGGAAAGAGAACCUCCUCGACUGGAAGAAAAGGGGCGGAAUCAUGCCCACGGGAGAAAUACGGGAGACAAGUGUGCGGAAAGCUAACCUCAACCCUCAGUGGAAUGAGACUCUCGAACUGUCGAUGGGCUGUGCUGAGCGAGAGAUGCUAGUGGUGGAGGUGUGGGACGGUCCCACGAGGGUCAAGGGCAUUCGACAAUUUGUGAAGGAUUUGCAUAAGACUGAAGAGUACAUGGGACGUGCGUUUUUCUCACUGUUAGGACUAAAACGUGUAGAAGGCAAAGAGAUGGAGCUUUUCUCUCACUCAGGGAAGAGUCGCUACGGCUCCAUCAUUGUGGACCUGUCAGUGGAACAGGUCAAGAAGAACACCUCUCUAGAGGUUGGCAUGUGGGAGCAUCUGCAGCUGACUCAUGCUGUAGUGAACCACGAGGGUCGUGUGGGGGGUCAGUAUCGGAGGAGGUGGAGGGGAGAGUUGAGUGAGGAGGCAGAGAAACUACUGGAUAAGCACGCAAAGCUCAGUGGACUCAGUGAAGCACAUAAAGCAGUCACUCGUUUUUCCAUCUUAAUCAAGUACCAUCGGAUGUUUGCUGUCAAGAUGUCUACCAUCUCUUCCCUUAUCCAGAAGAUCACAACCCUGGCACCGGAAACAGCUGCUCUAAAAGCCAAAGGGUACACUGAGGACCUUGAAGAGCUAGCAAUGGACAUUGAGGAGGUCCUUAAGAAUCAUCUCACUUUGCUCAAUAUCAAGGAGCACAAGGAUGUGGAGAGCAUGAAGCAUCGUGUACGCAUUCUGCUCCAGCUGUACAAGUUCACCCCAUUUGUGGAACGCCUCCCUGAAGAGAAACGGUCGUUGUCACAGCUGUUGGAGAAGAGCAUUCAGGCUGCUGUCCCCAGUUGGUUCCUCAUGCUCUGUGCCAAGCUAAUGCCUGACCAGAAUACACCGGACAUGCAGCUGAUUGCUUUCAAGGGUCUCAUUGAACACAUUCUUAACCACUGCAAAAGAGUGCUGCAACACGUCAACCCCAUCUUUCAGAAAGCCGGCGUAGACUACUUUACUCACUUCUAUCUCGCUAUCGAUAAACUCAUUUUCAUGGAGGCGAUGUCCACGCUUCGGAUAAAACAAAGCCCUGAUGCUGUGACCACGUAUGAGGUGUAUACAACCAUCAAAGAGAUCAAAAAGCUCCAGAAAAACAUUCCAAAAGAACACUGUCAGCAGUUGAAGAUAGCCGAGUCCCAUAACUGGUUUCAGAGCAAAGUCAAUCAGUGGAUCGAUCUGGCCACAGAGAGGUGCAAAUCAGGCAUUAAGAAAGCCAUUGAACUAGACAAGGUGGUCCAGGUCACGGAUGAUGUCCAGUUCUCAUCCUCGGCUGUUGACGGAGCCGGGCUCCUGUUCCUCCUCAUGAAAUUCAGCGAUGAACUUGAGUGGUCAGCCAAUGCAGAGGCAUUUACAUUCAAGAUCUCCGUGGUGAGGAAUGUGUGUGAGUGUGCCCAAUUCUAUGUGUCUGAGGUCUACAAUCGCCUGAGGCCAGAGGACAUGCUUGAUGAACAGGGGCGCUUUAGGGCCACUGAAAAGCUGAGUAUAGUGCUGAACAACAUGCAACACGUCAAGACAGUGAUAAUGAAGCACUUGAUGGAUCACUCACUGGAACAGAGCGGCAAGAAACUAACAAAAGAAGAGCAAGAUAUUCAGACUCACUCCAAGGAGGUUAUGGGAACACUCAUUCAAAGUACUGGGGAAUACAUUGAUAACAAAAUGACCCAUAUCAUCAGUCAAAUCGUUUUGAAGAUGAACCCUGAUAUGACAACACAUAUGAAAAAAAUUGUCGAGAAGAAGACGCCCACGAUUAGUCUAGAGGUGAUCGACCCUCUGAUGAGUUAUCUGGCUAGCAACCUCCAGACACUGGGCAAAAGUCUUCUCACUCCAGUCUUCCAGCUAAUCCUGACAAACAUGUGGUGUAUGUCUAUUGACUGUCUACAGAGCGUGCUCAACUCUGAUGCAGCCAAGAAGAGUAACGAUCGCAGUCAGUACUAUUCAAAGGUCAAGUUUAUCCAACAGAGCUUCAAGGAGUUCUUCCAUGCUGAUGGGAACGGGCUUGACUUGGAGAGCUUGAACACUGACAAGUACAAGGAGCUCCUUUAUCAGCUUGACAUUCUGAGCCUCCAAACAGACAAACUGAUUUUGAAAUUCUUCUCUGAUUUGGCCGAUAUUCAAACAGCCCUGGUAAACUCCGAAAAAGAUAACUACGGGAAGGUUCUGCUCAGUGUGGGCUGCCAUCAAGACAAGGAGGUUAUUGAGGUCAAUCUCUUCCAGGCCAACAAGCUGCCAAGCCUGGACAGUACAGGACUCAGUGACCCAUUUGUUGAGUUGACUCUGAUGCCUCCCUGGCACUUUGGCCACACCCAGUCAAAGAAACUGAAGACCUCUGUCAAAAAGAAGACGCUAAAUCCAGUUUUCAAUGAGGAUUUCAUCAUGCCUGCUAGUAAAGCAUCUCUUCAAACUCGAGGAGCUGUCAUAUUACUGACUAUCUUUGACUAUGACUUGCUUCGUUCCAAUGAUUUGUGUGGAGUGUGUGUCGUACCGUGUGAAGACAUUCCCAUCCUCUCUCCAGUGCGUUCAGCCUUUGACAAUCCUGGCGCCAUUGUGAAGAAGAACUUGAUACUACCUCUCUUCAAGAUCCCUGCAAGUACAAUGUCUCUGAAUGAGUUACUUGCUCGAGCUAAUUCAUCUGAUCUAAGAGUUGCUGACUUCCUCAAGGAGAAUAAACAAAUUCUGGCAGAUUUGGAUAUCGAUAAUCCCACACUCCAACAGAGCCUCAUGCCAAAACAUCUGAAACGUAUAAAAAUGGGUGCAACUGAACUACUUACCAUGGCUUCGAAGUUUCGAAAGCACUAACUUUAUAUAUGUGCUGCAUGUGUUUACUUGACUGCCCUUUUAUAGUCCGGACACUCAACUUAUAAUUACCCUUCCUUCACAAUGUUUAUUGUUAGUCAUAAUUAUUAUACUGUCAUUUCGCAGGUGAAGUAUUAUCAUAGUUUUAAAACUCAUAAGAGAUUUAUAUCUACAUGCACGUAUAUAUAUAUAUAUAUAUAUAUAUAUAUGUUUGUCCACUUGACUGAUUUUGUGUGUGCGUUUUAUGUAUUACAAUGAAUUCAAAUGCACUCCUGAAUUGAAUCUGCAAAAUCA